UUGUAGCAUCCAAAGAAAAUAGCAAUAUAUUUUAGGAAAAUUGGAGAUUUACACGAUUGAUUGGAACCGAAUAAAUAAAUUUAAACCAUAAAUUAACAAUCUUCUAUUGAUCAUGGAUAGUGAAACGUGGAAAAAACUAUUUUCCUCAAUGUAUCCAUGUACCCAUGCGCCCUUUCAAAUAUUCGCCUUGACAGCAAAACAAUGAUUUUAGCGGCAGCCUUCAAAAAGUGCAGAUCGUAGAAUACACCGAUCACACCCAAAAAUUCAAUCUGAUAUCAUUCGCGUUCCAGUGUCCCCCCGGGUCCUAGGUGUAAACGUGUCUUCCGUGCCGCAAAAAUGCAUUCCCAGCGUCAGCCAAAUUACACCGAAAUCUACGAAUUACUGCGAAAGUUGUGCAAAAAUUUGGCAGGCGAUCAGUACGGAUCCCUGCUGAAAGGUGUCACACAGUUGAUUGCCAGCACACCGAAUUCGAUUUCGGCCACCGCCAGCGAUGAAAGUUCGAUCGUGGCUCGGAUUGGACAGCACCUGACCGCUGGCGGACGAAGCCAGAGCGAUAGUGCCCUGUUCCGCGGAUUGCACGAACAGCUUAGCGCUUAUACCGACAGCAAACGACGGGCACAGAUUUUGGAGUUUUUACUGCUGCUGGCCGAUUCGGAUUGCGACGGACAACCGAACGGUAAAUUGUUGAACCUGAACGUAGAUCUGCGAAGUGAUAUGAGUAGCGGUAGUGUGCCGAGCAGAUUCGAGGUCAAUUCGCGCUCAUCGGGAACCGAAUUGGAGAAUAUUUUUACCCGGCUUGAUUUACGGACACGUUCGGCAGAUAGUGGUGGUAGCAGUGCGUUACGUGUAAUACCGUUCAAAAGUGGAUUGUCCUCAGUUGUGCCCGAUGGAAGAAACUCAACGGCAUCUGGGGAGCUGUCGGAAGAGGAGAUGCAGAUAGCAUCGAACAAUCUGCAGGAUCAGCUAAUACAGGAUGUAAUCUAUGCGUGCACUGGAAUUCAGGGCAAAUAUCUGCGGAAGCAUGUUGUUACGGGGGAGUUCAAACUAGACCAUAUCAAGGGACGAACGUUGAGUAUAGCGGAUGCGGGGAUGGUGUUACAAUUGGCCGAAGUUGGCCACUUCCACAAUAGGGUGCUUAAAUUUACUGACUCGAAAAGCGAUUGCUAUUUGAAGGGAAAUUUUGGACAGGGCUACAUUUCGGCCUUGCAGCGCGAACUGACCCAGUACUAUGGGAUGUUAGCCAUUUUACAGGAGAAUUUAAAUCGACAACGACGGGAAGGAAUGAGUUCGGCGGUAGUAGGUGAACGAUUGACAUUGAGGAAACUGCGUCUUUGGUUGGCUGGACCGAUGGAACGGCUCCAAUGGUUAGCACUGAUAUCGGACUCGUGUAAAGAGCUGAAGGGAGGUGCCCUGGCUACCGAAGUGUACGAUUAUACUUCAACUGGCCACCCGGAAAAUCGUAAAUGCGCACUGGAAUUACUGCGGGCAGCAUGUGUUCCAUUGCAGCAUGCUCUGAUCCGGUGGUUAAUCAACGGAGAGAUUGUCGAUCCGAAUUGCGAAUUUUUCAUCGAGGAAAUUUCCGAAGUAGCAUUCGAUCAGCUGUGGCAUCAGAAGUAUCGAAUCAGAAGAAGCAUGCUGCCCGAGUUUGUGACCGAUACCAUGGCCAAACGAAUUCUGGUGAUCGGUAAGAGUAUCAAUUUUCUUCGCGAGGUUUGUCAGGAUAAAACUCCCGUCAAGGCAAGAAACGAUCUCAAGCAGUGCUUGGAAAAUGAUUUGGAUUUAUUGUUCUCGCCUGUUAGCACCACAAAACUGCACCUGUUGAUAGACAGCGUCUAUCUGAACACCUCCAAGCAAGUACUGGACAUUGUCCUAGGACCGCAUCGACUAAUGGAUCAUUUACAGGCCCUACGAAACUAUCUGCUUCUCGGUCAGGGUCACUUUGCGGACUUGCUGAUGGAGAAUUUGCACAGCGAGUUGGAGCGGCCGGCUGUUGAAAUAUUUCAGCACGAUCUUUUCUCCAUUCUGGCAACGGCCGUUCGAAUAUCCUCUUCUGAAAAUGAAGAACCUGAAGUUCUCAAUUAUCUAGACGUCCAUUUCCUAUCGCACUACGAGGGUGAAUCCGGGUGGGACGUAUUCGCGCUAACCUACAAAGUCUGUGGUCCUUUGUCGACCAUCCUUGAACCGUCACUGUGCCGGUAUCAAACCUUCUUCAAGCAUCUGUGGAACAUAAAACACGUCGAAUUUAUGCUCUGUCGAACCUGGAAGCGACAGAUGCUGGAUGCCAAAUCUCUUCGACCUCUGCAGAAACAUAUCGGUUCAAUCAUUCUGCGACUUCAGCUUAUCACAUCGCAGAUGAUUAACUUUAUCAGCCAGAUGCAGUACUACAUUCUGUUUGAGGUGAUCGAAUGUUCCUGGGUUCAGUUUCUGCCCAGAGUCAAUCAAGCAAAGGCGCUCGAUGACAUCCUGGAUGCGCACCAUCAGUUUCUGGAGGAGGUUCGAGUCGGUAUCUUUCAGGAUGACAGUUCGAGACAGAUCGUCACUAUGCUGGAUCAAGUUUUUGACACGGUACGCAAACUUGAGGAGUGGCAGGAGCGAUUCUAUCGACUUUGCUUCACCGAACACGAAGCGAGAAAAGCUUUUCAGGAUCAUAUCAAAUCCAGCGAGCGGAAGGGUCAGUACGGGAUCACAACCGAGCAGAUGCUGGAACGGGACGAAGAGGCGAAAACAUUCGAACAGCAUUUAUCCACACAUCAGACGAUGCUGCAGGAGAUCGGCAACCAGUACGAGGAAUAUGUCGGUCGAUUUCUGUAUCAGCUGGCCAUUUCGACGACUGAAACGCUCCGUCAGCUGGGCAUGCGGUUGGAUUAUAACGAGUACUACAAACAUCGCGAUCGGAAAUUAAGCGUUCCGCUUACCUUCCAACAUAUGCGGAUGAGCAUGGCGGCCAACAGUUUUCGCUCGAAAAAAGCUGCCUCCAGUUCGAUGCUGUACUGACAGCAGCUGGAGGAGCAAAUGGAGGACCGUCGAAUGGUGCCGUCGGAGACGGGGGGAGUGCAUGCAUGGAAGGUACUCACUUUCAAUACUCGAGCUCUGAGCUACUACAAUUGCUGCGAAUUAAUGUGAAUUAAUGGACCAGCAAAGGUGUGUGGCUUUUAAGAAAAAUGUUGCCAAUUUUGUUUCGAAAAGCUUAAAAAUAAUGAAAAUUUGUAGCGAGAAAGAGAGCAAUAACGUAGUUUUGUUACACUGUUAAAAUAUAAUAAACGUUUAUAAACUAAUUGCAUGUCAAUUCUGAU
Molecule: messenger RNA, 3293 nt
Organism: Topomyia yanbarensis
Lineage: Eukaryota; Metazoa; Arthropoda; Insecta; Diptera; Culicidae
Gene: Grip91
Product: gamma-tubulin complex component 3
Exons: 4
Coding region: 337-2994 (885 amino acids)
Biological process (GO): spindle assembly; mitotic cell cycle; microtubule nucleation
Cellular component (GO): equatorial microtubule organizing center; centrosome; spindle pole
Molecular function (GO): gamma-tubulin binding; microtubule minus-end binding
Source: RefSeq, a predicted model, not a curated record